This is a messenger RNA of Myxocyprinus asiaticus (Chinese sucker), 8350 nucleotides long. RefSeq lists its product as uncharacterized. Lineage: Eukaryota; Metazoa; Chordata; Actinopteri; Cypriniformes; Catostomidae. The record is from RefSeq and is a predicted model, not a curated record. Bases 100 to 4659 code for a protein of 1519 amino acids. The transcript has 11 exons.
CUCCAGUCCAGUAGAUGACAGAAACGCACCGUGAGUUGUUUUUCCAACCACCAUAAAACACGAGAUGAAACAAGAGCUGCAGACAGUUUGAGCGCGCAGAUGUUCAUCAUGAGAGAGCAGGUGGAUGUGAUCUGCUGUAAAUCAGUAGGAACUGAUCUGUCCAUGCUGGAUAUUGAUGAUUUCAUCACAGAAAUCUCUCAGCUGAAGAAAGAGGUGACGUCACUGAAGAAAGAGGUGACGUCACUGAAGACAAAACUGAAGGAGAGAGAUGACAGGUUACAGGAGCUGGAAAAGGUUUCCUGUCAAUCUUCAGUGUGUGUGACUGAUGGGACCUCCACAGAAUGUCAGGAUUCAGUGUGGAGCGGCAGAGAUCAGUCCACACCACAGCAGCUGCUGGACAAACUCUCUGAACAGAGAUCCAGAGACACACAGGACUCACAGCUCACUUUACUCUGUUCUACUGAUGCUCAGGAGAGUGUGUGUGACAGUAAUCAGGGUGAUCAAACCUCCACAGAGUCUCUGACUUCUGUCUGUAAUGCUGGAGAACAGCAGAUGCUGCAGACACCAGUGAAGAUUGAAGUGAAGCAGGAGGAGAUCAAAGAAGAGGAGCACAGUGAUGAAGAUGAUGAUGAACAGCAGAUGCUGCAGACACCAGUGAAGAUUGAAGUGAAGCAGGAGGAGAUAAAAGAAGAAAUCACAGCAGAGGAACAACAGAGUGAUGAAGAUGAUGAUGAUUUUAUUCCUUCAGAGCUGAUGGAAGUGAAAGAGGAACAACAAGAGCUGAAUGAAGUGGAGGAGAAGCAUCAUGAUUUCACAACUGGAGAAAAAUCUUUGAGUGGCUCAAACACUAAAAAGAAUAUCUCAUCAAAAAAGCCUCAAAGAAGAGCAGCCAAAAAUAAUUUCACCUGCUCUCAAUGUGGAAAUAGUUUCUUAUAUAAAAGCCAGCUUAAUGUACACAUGAGAAUUCACACUGGAGAGAGAACUUACACGUGCCAUCAGUGUGGAAAAAGUUUCACAAAUAAAGGAAACCUUAAGAUGCACACAAGAGUUCACCCUGGACAGAGGCCUUACACAUGCCCUCAGGGUGGGAAAAGUUUUGCACCUGCUGCCCGAUUCAAAAAUCAUCUCUGCUGUCACUCUGUAGAAAGACCUUAUAAAUGUGAUCAGUGUGGUAAAACAUUUGUUGUGGCAGCGUACCUAAGACAACACCUGAAAACUCACACAAAUGAGAAGCCUUACAAGUGUUCUAUUUGUGGAAAGAGUUUUGCACGUGUGUCUUAUUUUAAAGAGCACCAGAAAAUACAUACCGGUGGGGGGGCUCAUAUGUGCUUUGAAUGUGGGAAGACCUUUACUACAGCCGGCAACUUGAAACAGCACCAGAGAAUCCAUACUGGAGACAAACCAUACAAGUGCUCACACUGUGGAAAGACUUUCACUCAAUCACAAGACCUGAAAGCACACGAGAGAAUCCAUACUGGAGAAAAACCUUACAAGUGCUCACACUGUGGAAAGUGUUUCACUCUUCCAGUAAACCUGAAAAGACACAAGAGAAUCCAUACCGGAGAAAAACCAUACAAGUGUUCACACUGUGAAAUGAGUUUCACUCAGUCACAACACCUGAAAAGACACAAGAAAAUCCAUACUGGAGAAAAACCAUACAAGUGCUCACACUGUGGAAAGACUUUCACUCAGUCACAAAGCCUGAAAACACAUGAGAGAAUCCAUACUGGAGUGAAACCAUACAAAUGCUCACACUGUGGAAAGUGUUUCACUCAGUCAGUACACCUGAAAACUCAUGAGAGAAUUCAUACUGGAGUGAAACCAUACCACUGCUCUUCAUGUGGGGAAAGUUUCAGUGCGGCAAGUACUAUACAGAAACAUGUAAAAAAUAAUUGCUCAAGUAGUCACAGUGAGCAAAAAACAUCCUCAUGUCCAACGAUAUCAAGUAAAUAUGCCUGCUAUCUCUCCUGUAUGCCGCCAGAGGUCAGAAGUUUGAUGGAUCACCCAGUAAGUGUAGAGGAUUUCUUACAAUGUGAGCUUUUUCUGUCUCAACUACCUCUCAUGCAUCCCAAUGAUGAAGCUCGUGUUUCCUUCAUCGUAUCACUGCUGUCAGGAAAAGCACUAGACUGGGCUAUGUCAGUUUGGAGUCGUGAGAACAUACUAAAGGGGUCCCUGUCUCACUUUCUUGCUCGUUUACGGGAGGUUUUUGAGCACUCUGAGGGUAGGAAGGUCCCGGGAGAACUUCUAUUGAGUUUAAAAAAGGGGAAUAGGUCUGCUGCUGAAUUCGCCUUAUCCUUCCGCAGACUAGCAGCGCAAACUGUGUGGGUAGAGGACACAUUGAAGCUGUUGUUCCGUCAGGGGUUAAAUCCUGAUCUUCUGACUGAGCUAGCAUGUCGUGAUGAGGGGAGAUCUCUUGAUGAAUUCAUCAAACUAGCCAUUUGCCUGGAUAAUCUAAUCAGAGCCCAUCGUCCAGUCAGUCCCCUUCAGACAUUUCACUCUGAUAUCGUUGUAACCAGUCAUCACGAGCCCAUGCAUGAGGCUUUCAGCAAAUCAAAGGCUACACAGCUUCCUCCUCACCGUUCCUGUGAUUGUCCAAUUGACCUUCUGCCAGGCUCCUCUCCUCCAUGUGUACAGAUAUACCCCUUAUCCGAACCAGAGACUAAAGCAAUGGAGGAGUACAUUUCGGAGUCCCUUGAAAAAGGUUUCAUUCGACCAUCCACUGCUUCUGCUGCCUUCAUCUUCGUAGGAAAGAAGGAUGGGGGUCUUCGUCCAUGUAUUGACUACCGAGGCUUGAACACUGUCACCAAGUAUCGCUGUCCCCUUCCCCUGGUACCAGCAGCAUUGGAGCAGUUACGAAAUGCCAAAAUCUACACCAAAUUGGAUCUUCUCUACAUUGAUGAUGUUUUGAUAUACUCUUCUUCCCUUGAUGAGCACAUUCAACAUGUCGGAGUGGUGCUCAACCGCCUCAUCCAACAUCAGCUUUAUGCCAAGAUGGAGAAAUGUGAGUUUCAUCAGUCUACCAUCUCUUUCCUGGGUUAUGUCAUCUCCUCUGAGGGGGUCUCCAUGGACUCUUCCAAGGUACAAGCCAUACUGCAGUGGCCACUGCCUGUGUCAGUCAAAGAAUUACAGCCCUUCCUUGGUUUUGCCAACUUCUACAGACUAUUCAUCCGAGGUUAUAGCUCGGUGGCGGCCCCAUUCACCUCAUUGCUCCAAGUUGAUUCAGGUGUUGGUGCGAUACUCUCCCAACGACAAGGAUCUCCUGCCAAACUCCAUCCCUGUGCCUUCUACCCACGCAAGUUAUCUGUGGCCGAGAGAAACUACGAUGUCGGCAAUCGAGAACUCUUAGCCAAGAAGGUGGCUUUCGAGGUGUGGAGACAUUGGCUAGAGGGAGCUCAUCAUCCUUUUCUGGUGAUCACUGAUCAUCAUAAACUAGAGUACAUUCAAUCUGCUAAACACUUAAAUCCUCGUCAAGCUCGAUGGUCUCUCUUCUCCAGGUUCGAUUUCACCAUCACCUUUCGACCUGGCUCCAAGAACACCAAAGCUGAUGCCCUGUCCCGCAUUCAUGGGUCCACUACUGGCAACAACCCUGUGACUUCCAUUAUUCCACCCACUCUCAUUGUCGCUUCCGUACAAUGGGACAUAAUGGCAGACAUCACCCAAGCUCAGAACCAAGAACCCACUCCCGCUGACUGCCCUCCAGAUAAGAUUUUUGUUCCCAACUCCUUACGCAACAGAGUUCUACACUCCAGUCUGAUCUCCUUCAGCCUCUACCUGCCCCUCGACGUCCUUGGUCUCAACUCUCAAGGUUUUACUUCCAUCUUAACCAUGGUGGACCGCUUCUCUAAGGCAUAUAGAUUCAUCCCUCUGCCCAAGCUCCCCUCGUCAGUGGAAUGUGCUGAGAAUCUGUUUCAACACCUGAAAACUCACACAAAUGAGAAGUCUUACAAGUGUUCUUUUUGUGGAAAGAGUUUUGCAUAUCUGUCCUAUUUUAAACAGCACCAGAACAUACAUUCUGGUGUGGGAGUCCAUAUGUGCUUUGAAUGUGGGAAAACCUUUACUACAGCCGGCCACUUGAAACAGCACCAAAGAAUUCAUACUGGAGAAAAACCUUACAAGUGCUCACACUGUGGAAAGUGUUUCACUCUUACAGAACACCUGAAAAGACACAAGAGAACUCAUACCGGAGAAAAACCAUACAAGUGCUCACACUGUGAAAAGUGUUUCACUCUUCCAGAGUACCUGAAAAGACACACGAGAAUCCAUAAUGGAGAAAAACCGUACAAGUGCUUACACUGUGGAAUGAGUUUCACUCUUCCAGACAAACAGAAAAGACACAAGAGAAUCCAUAAUGGAGGAAAACCAUACAAGUACUCACACUGUGGAAAGACUUUCACUCAGUCACAAAGCCUGAAAACACAUGAGAGAAUCCAUACUGGAGUGAAACCAUACAGAUGCUCACACUGUGGAAAGUGUUUCACUCAGUCAGUACACCUGAAAACUCAUGAGAGAAUUCAUACUCGAGUGAAAACAUACCACUGCUAUUCAUGUGGGGAAAGUUUCAGUGCAGCAAGUACUAUACAGAAACAUGUAACAAAGAAUUGCUCAAGUUGUCACAGUGAGCAAAAAUCAUCCUCAUGUCCAACGAUAUCAAGUAAAUAGUUUGAAAUUCAGAUAAACUCAGAUUUCUCCCAAAAGAGCAGCAUCAUUUAAAGCCCUAUUCGGAGGGGACUAGUUUUUCCUGAGGAGGUAAGGGAAAUCCGUGUUUCACAGACUUGAUUUUAAUCCCAUGUGAAUCUGACAUAUCUGUUUUUCUCACACAAUCUCUGUAAAUAUUUCAGAGCAAAUCACCUAAUGUGGACGUUUCUCCAAAAAGUAAGAUCUUUGUCCUCAUGUGCACUUGCAAACUGUAGUCUGGCUUUUUAUGGUGGUUUUGGAGCAGUAGCUUCUUCCUUGCUGAGCAGCCUUUCAGGUUAUGUCGAUAUAGAACUCGUUUUUACUGUGGAUAUAGAUACUUGUCUACCUGUUUCCUCCAGCAUCUUCACAAGGUCCUUUGCUGUUGUUCUGGGAUUGAUUUGCACUUUUUGCACCAAACUAUGUUCAUCUCUAGGACACACAAUGCGUCUCCUUCCUGAGCGGUAUGAUGGCUGCGUGGUCCCAUGGUGUUUAUACUUAAGUACUAUUGUUUGUACAGAUGAACGUGGUACCUUCAGGCAUUUGGAAAUUGCUCCCAAGGAUGAACUAGACUUGUGGAGGUCCAAAAAAACAUUUUCUGGGGUCUUGGCUGAUUUCUUUUGAUUUUCCCAUGAUGUCAAGCAAAGAGGCACUGAGUUUGAAGGUAGGCUUUAAAAUACAUCCACAGGUACACCUACGAUUGACUCAAAUUAGCCAAUUAGCCUAUCAGAAGCCUAAAUUGCCUAAAGGCUUGACAUAAUUUUCUGGAAUUUUCCAAGCUGCUUAAAGGCAGUUAACUUAGUGUAUGUAAACUUCUGACCCACCGGAACUGUGAUAUAGUCAAUUAAAAGUGGAACAAUCUGUCUGUAAACAAUUGUUUCAUGCACAAAUUAAAUGUCCUAAAUGACUUGCCAAAACUAUAGUUUGCUAAUAUGAAAUCUGUGGAGUUUCAAUGACUUAAACCUAAGUGUAUGUAAACUUCUGAUUUCAAUUAAGUCUUUUAUUCAAGUCGUAAAUAAGUUGCAUACAUUUGUAUUGUUUGGACAUAAAGUUUUCAAAGGUGUGGGUUUCAAAUUAUGAGGGGAUGGGAAGUAAUGUGGGCUCAUUUUAAACAAUGGAAGGAUGUGUUGUUUUUUUUAAAAUGGAUGUACUUAUAUAUGCCCUGUACAAGUUAGCAUCUUUAGAGAAAGAUGGGGAGACUAUGGAAUAUUUUUAUUUAAUCAUUCAGUUAAUCCAUUUUUGAUAAUUGAAUUAAUAUGUAUGAAAUAUGCAAUGAUCUAAAAAUGACAGUGUGUAAUCAGUGUACUAUGAAUAACUGCAUUAUGAAUGCUAUUCAAUAUAUUUGAUAUUUAAUCAUUCAUUUAUUGAUUUAAUUAUCAUUUACUCAGUUUAAUAAUCAAGGUGCAAAACAAUGGGAAAAUGCAGCUUGGCUUCUCUAUAGAGAAUUACAGCCUCUUUCUAUCAAACUUUGUAUGACACAAAGGAAGACCUGUGUGAGGAUGCUAAAAGGAUAAUUUAAUGAGCAGAACUGGUGUCCAAAAAAGCCUGAUGAUAUAUGCUUGUUAAUUAGUGCUAAAAAUGACAUGAUAAGCAUGUAAACUUUAUAUGACUUUAAGGGAGAUGUGUGUGGAUGAACAAAAAAGAAAAAAAGGACAAAAAUAAAUAAAGGAACAAAAAAACUGGUGUCCAAAAAAGGCAGAUGAUGUAUGUGCGCUAAUUAAUGCUAGAAAUGAGAUGAAACAAGUAUGUGGACAGACAUACAACUCUCCAUUUUUAGGAAUAUGUGUAACCAACGACUGUAAUAAGGGAAAUCAUUUAAUAUACUAAUCAUAUUAAUGCAGGAAGUAAGGAUAGUUAGUCAAUCUAAAAUAUGUAACCAUAUGAAGUGAUAACAGUGUGUUUUAUACAUAGAAAAUGAAACAGUCAUGCUUUUGCCAUCAUUGAAGCAAGUUGAGGUCAAAGGUGUCCAGCUGGAAGGGAAGCGAAGAUGAAACUAAGGAGGCAUAAGAUGAUUUAACUGGAUGAAGAGGCUAUCCCUCAAAGAGUUAUGGGGAGCAGAAACUAUAAAAAUGUAUGAUUCUGAGGUGUAAUUUUAGAUGCUCCAUGGACCACCUCGGCUUUGUUAUUUUCAUAAUAAUGUCUGUUUUUGGAAUCAGAACUUUGCACCUUCGAUAAAUGUUUGACUCGACUGAGCUUCGAUGGCUGUUGUGGGAAAUCUGCCACGACAAGACUGACUUGACACCAAUCUCCAUUUGAAAUUUUACUUUCCUAUGUCUGAUAACAAAAAUAACUAAUAAAUUGACAGAUUCUUGGCAAGUAAAUUUGUAUUUGGCUCCGUGACUUCACAACACGGUAAAAGAUAUAUUUAAAGUUUUCAAUGUUCAUCAACACCCAAUUGUUCCUCCUAGUGAUGAAGACUAGUAGCAGCAAGUUAAGAGUGUGCAUUGCCACUAUACUGCUUUUCCUGCAAUGUCAGGUUGAAUUUCCAACCGUCUUUGAACCACUGAAAUUUUAGAGAAUUUGUAAAGCAAAAUGGGCUUUAUAAUAUAUAUUUAUAAAAUAUAUAUUCAGAUUCUUAUUAUUAGUGGUGUCUGCUAGGGAAAGUGUCGUUAUCACUAUUCAUACUUUGGGACCCAUAUCUAGAGACCAGAAUAUCAGUAGUAAGACGCUAACAACCAGCACCCUAGCAACUGCCCAACAACACCAUAGUAUCAUGCUGGGGAGUUUUGUACUGGUAAGCACCAUUAAUAUUUGCUUCAGAAAAUGUUGAAAUGAAACUGAUAAGUGUGAUGAUCAGUGGAGUUGCGUUUAUACCUUUAUAAAUAUGAUAUUGGCUAAAAAAUGGAAAGAGUGUUUGAGUGAAAGACUGACCAGUGAAAGAGUAGACAUGAGAGCUGGACUCCACAUCAUAAAAGGAGACCAGACCCUCCUCAUAAUCCACAAACACACACAGUGAGAGUUGAGGAUUAUCAGGCUUUAUAUUCAUUCUCAUUCCUCAGAAUCACAGUCCAGAAUCCAUUCAAUGGAGUCAGUGUGAUCUCUCCCUUCCUGUUAAUGGAUUCUCUGACCACUCCUAAAUCCCAGUCAGUCUUUCUCUUCACCUGCACCUCAAAAUAAAAUCUACCUGAACUGAUCAUUUUUCAUUUAUUUUCAAUCAAUUUAAUGCAUCUUAGUCCCCCCAAACUAAAGUCCCCCCAGUGAAUAUCUGCCAUUUCCACCACUAAAUAUAUGUUGCAUAAAGCUGUUACAAUGUCUGGUAAUACUCCUUCUUUCAGGAAAGUGAAACCAAACACAAAGUACACAUUUAUAUUUAUACCAACUCAGAAACAGUUAUUUUGUUUAACAGAGCUGUUCUUGUGUGUGGGAGUUGUGUCGAAGUCUGUUUCCCUGUCGGAUUCUGUUUCUCCCUAGUCCCGCCCCCGUCCUAACGGCGAAGGAAGCGCGCAUUCUCAAAAAGCUCGCCCCCGAGAUGCAGUGCUCGUACCACUGAGGUACUACGGAGAGCGCUAAGGCUCAAAACUAGAGUUUUGAGCGAGUUUUAUCUGUAGAAUGCUGUAUUCUAGAAGUGAAAGGCAAAUUUCUUGACUGUCUAGUUAUAUUUUGAAAAUGGGGUAACAGAACCUAUGUUUGUUGCGUUUUUUAUGUCUUUAUGAGCACAACCACCUACUGUUAUUCUAUC